Rhododendron vialii is the source of this 880-nucleotide messenger RNA. RefSeq names its product germin-like protein subfamily T member 1. NCBI's taxonomy places the organism in Eukaryota, Viridiplantae, Streptophyta, Magnoliopsida, Ericales, Ericaceae. Bases 154 to 831 code for a protein of 225 amino acids. Gene Ontology annotation, molecular function: manganese ion binding. Gene Ontology annotation, cellular component: cell wall. The transcript has a single exon. The record is from RefSeq and is a predicted model, not a curated record.
UUAUUUUAGUCCAACUACUGAGAUGUGAUUUUCAAGCCAUUCUGUGUCAUAAACCCAGCUAAUCUCCACUAUCCUUAUCUAGACAAUUUGUCUAUGUGUGACUUUUUUUGGCACUUGGAACUUCAGCACAUUGAAAAACCUGGUUCAUAGCCCAUGGGUGCCAUGAUCACUCUCUCAAGCUCAAGAACACAACUGAUCUUCUACUUGAUUGUCUUGCUUCUUUCACCUUUUCCCUACUCUUCAGCUGACCCUGAUCCAUUACAGGACUUUUGUGUCGCAGAUUUAAAAUCCUCUACUUCUGCUAAUGGCUUCCCCUGUAAAUUAUCCUCAGAAGUGACUUCGGACGACUUCUUCUUCGACGGUCUGGUCAAAGAAGGGAAUACAUCAAACCCCUUUGGAGGGAGUGUCACUCCGGGGAACGUUCUCUCGUUUCCGGGUGUAAACACCCUCGGAAUUUCUAUGAACCGGGUCGACUUGGUGCCUGGCGGGCUUAACCCGCCCCACCUGCACCCGCGGUCGACAGAGUCUGGGAUAGUGAUCGAAGGGAAGGUGCUUGUGGGGUUCGUGUCGACGGGGAAUGUGUUCUACUCUAGGGUUCUUGGGGGUGGGGAGAUGUUUGUGGUACCCAAAGGGCUCGUGCACUUCCAGAUGAACGUUGGAGAGGGGAAGGCUUUGAUUUUUACAGCGUUCAAUAGUGAACUGCCGGGUGCUGUGGUACUUCCCUUGACUCUUUUUGGUUCAAAACCAGCAGUGCCUAUUGAUGUUUUGACCAAGGCAUUCCAGGUAGAUGAAGAUGUUGUCAAUGGGAUAAAAUCCAAGUUUGGUUUCUAGGUUUAUUUUGUAAGUUGCUCUGAACCUGUUAAGUAGGUGGUUUCUCUCU